Molecule: messenger RNA, 2134 nt
Organism: Monosiga brevicollis MX1
Lineage: Eukaryota; Choanoflagellata; Craspedida; Salpingoecidae
Exons: 9
Coding region: 38-1999 (653 amino acids)
Cellular component (GO): membrane; endoplasmic reticulum
Molecular function (GO): long-chain fatty acid-CoA ligase activity
Source: RefSeq, a predicted model, not a curated record
AGGCCUUUGAAGCGCAUCCAAUCGCCGCCGCGCCACGAUGGAGUCCAAACAAUUGCCCUUGGGCCAACACUAUGGUGUGGAUCCCGACACCGUGCUUGACAUCAAGACCACGCCUGAUGGCAUCGCGUCGAUCAAGCCCGUUACGGUCAUGGAACGCUUCAAAGAAACUGUCGAACGCUUUGGCGAUCGCGAUGCGCUCGCUGUAAAGCGCGAUGGAUACUGGCACACCUGGACCUACCGCGACUACCACCGCGACAUUAUCACCGCCGCCAAGGCCUUUAUCCAUUUUGGCCUUGAUCGCCACCACUCUGUUGGUAUCAUUGGCUUCAACUCACCCGAGUGGUUCAUCGCCGAUCUUGGUGCCGUCUUCGCCGGUGGUUUCGCCUCUGGCAUCUACACCACCAAUGGACCCGAGAGCCUGCAGUAUGUGGCUGACCACUCCCGCAGCCAGUUUCUCUUUGUGGAAGACCGCAAGCAGCUCGCCAAGAUCAAGGAGGUUCAGGAUCAACUGCCCACUGUCAAAUUGGUGGUCAUGUGGGGUGAGCCUGUUGAGGAGAAGGAUCGCAAAGACCUCAAGAUCAAGGUCAUUGGCUGGGACGAGUUUAUGCGCGGUGGCCGAGAUGUGGCGGAGCACGAAGUGCACAACCGCAUGAAGGUGCAGUCUCCAGGCGAGUGCUGCACCCUCAUCUACACCAGUGGCACCACAGGUACCCCCAAGGCCGUGAUGAUGACACACGACAACAUCACUUGGACUGCCAAGGCACUCUCCACGCACGCCCGUCUGGAUGAUCAUCGUCAGGAGCACAUCAUCUCCUACCUUCCCCUCUCCCACAUUGCCGCCCAAAUCCUGGACAUGCAUGCACCCAUUCUGAUGGGGGCCAAGGUCUGGUUUGCUCAACCGGACGCCCUCAAGGGCAGCCUGCCCACCACCUUGGCUGAAGUGCGCCCUACCAUCUUCCUGGGUGUCCCACGUGUGUGGGAGAAGAUUGAGGAAAAAAUGCGCAUUGUGGGUGCCCAGUCCACGGGCCUCAAGAAGAAGAUUGCCACCUGGGCCAAGCGCAAAGGCAUGGAAGCCUCCAUGGCCGAUCAGCGCGGCGAACGCCGCCCCUCUGGGUUUGGCCUCGCCAACAAACUGGUUUUCAAGAAGAUUCGCGCCAAGUUGGGCCUUGACCGCUGCCAUUUCCUGGCCACGGCAGCUGCACCCAUCAGCCGGGAGACGCUCGACUACUUUUUGAGCCUGUACUUGCCCAUCAUGGAAGUGUACGGCAUGAGCGAGAACACGGGCCCGCAAACCGUCAACCGCAGCGGCAAUCACACGACAGGCUCUGUGGGUGUGACGAUGGCCGGCCUUGAGACCAAGAUUGACAACCCCGAUGCCAAUGGCGAUGGCGAAAUCUGCAUGCGCGGUCGUCACGUCAUGAAGGGCUACCUCUUCAAUGAGGAGAAGACUCGCGAGACCAUUGAUGAGGAUGGCUGGUUGCACACGGGCGAUGUGGGACGCAUGGAUGACCGAGGCUUUCUCUUCAUCACAGGCCGCAUCAAGGAAAUUAUCAUCACGGCCGGCGGUGAGAACGUGGCCCCCGUGCCCAUCGAGGACACCAUGAAGGCGUGCUGCCCGAUCCUCAGCAAUGUUAUGGUCAUUGGUGACAAGCGCAAGUUUCUGAGCCAAGUCGUCACGCUCAAGUGCGAGGUGGACGUCGAAUCGGGUGAGCCGCUGGACAAGCUGACGGAUCAAGUCAUCGAGAUUCUGAGCUCCAUUGGCAGCAGCGCCACCACGGUGAGCGCCGCGCGCGAAGACCCCAAGGUCAUCGAGUACAUUGAUGCCAAGCGCAAGGAGGCCAACAACAAGUCUGUGUCGCGCGCCCAAAACGUGCAAAAGAGCUACAUCCUGCCCGUGGACUUUAGCGUGCCUGGUGGUGAACUGGGCCCUACCCUCAAGCUCAAGCGGCCUGUGGUCUACGAAAAGUACAAAGACGUCAUCGAUGGCCUCUACGCAUAACUCGUCUGCGAACCGUUGUCGUAGCUUUUUUUUAUUUCCCUUCCUUUCGGUCUUGUGUCCUCUGCCAAAGAGGUAUCCAGCCCGCGGUCGCCCGUUGAGUACACGGCGCUCAGGUGUAAAUUGAUUGCAGCACAC